CCCCGUUGGUCCCUUGACACCUCCCAUUGGCCAUUCUCUGCUCGUGGGCCGCGCACGGGAGAGCGACGGAGCCAACACCCGCCCUGAGCCGGCCGCCAUUCAGCGAGAGUCGCAUGCCAGUGCGAGCCGCGGAUGUGGCGGAGUGGCGGCAGGACUACGCGGCGAGGUUCAGUGGAAAACCCAGAAAAUGGCUUCGGGACAUGCGCCACAGCGGCCGUUAUGAAAAGCAAAACCGACACCUCGGAGCCGGGGACCGAGAGGGAUGAGGCCGGGAGCCGGGGGCCGGGCGGGGCUCGGGGCGCCCGGGACGGAAGCCCCGGACGGAAGCCCCGGACGCGCCCCGCAGAGAACUAGAGGCGCAGCUUCCGGCAGCGCAGGUGCGGCCUUGGGCGGAUAACGUCACGUGGCGAGGCAGCGUGCGGGGGGCGUCUGGUGCGGGUCUGCGAGUUAAAUGCGGCUGCAGGGGCUCGGGUGGUGCCUUUUCGGUUCAUCUCCUCAGCUCUUUGUUUCUCGACUUGGAUGUGCUUCCAACUGAAAGGCAGUAGGCAUGAAGACGGAAGCUCUGUAAAGACCGUAACGUUGACUCGCAUGAAGAGGGUUUCGUAAUACGCGUUAGAUAAUCACUGAAAAGCUAGGUGAUUGACAUGUUGCCUAAAUUUCAGGCUAAGUUCGUUUGAGUUAUAGACGAAAAGCUUGAAGGGUACAUCCGCAUUUUUGUUUGCAACGUGACUUAGCUCCUAAUGGAGGAAAACAACCUACAGUGCAAUGGUGUGGUUGAUGGGAAUUUUGAAGACAUUCUCGGCAAGGAGGUAAUUAAGUUUAAUCCUCCGUUAUACAGACAGCGUUAUCAGUACAUUAAAGAUUUAGUGGAGCAACAUAAACCCAAGAAGGUGGCAGACUUGGGUUGUGGUGAUACUUCGCUCUUAUGGAUACUUAAAUUCCACAAGUGCAUUGAACUGCUUGUUGGAGUAGAUACUGAUGAGGAUAAAUUACGAUGGAAAGAGUAUAAAUUGUCCCCUGUCAGUGGGGAUUAUAUAAAACCCAGGGAGCUGACUAUGACUGUUACCUUGUAUCAUGGCUCUGCAGUGGAGAGAGACUCUCGUUUGCUUGGAUUUGACUUGAUAACAUGUAUUGAGUUAAUAGAACAUUUGGAUUCAAAAGAUCUGGCCAAAUUUCCAGAAGUGGUAUUUGGGUUCUUCUCUCCAGCCAUGAUUGUCAUCAGCACUCCAAACUCUGAAUUCAAUCCCCUGUUUCCAGCAGUGACCUUGAGAGAUUCAGAUCACAAAUUUGAGUGGAACAGAAUACAGUUUCAGACAUGGGCUUUAGAUGUGGCAAAUCUCUAUAAUUACUCAGUCGAGUUUACUGGCCUGGGGAAACCACCAGCUGGAGCUGAAAAUGUUGGAUACUGUACCCAGAUAGGGAUCUUCAGGAAAAAUCCAGCAAAGGCAGAUGAACCGUGUGUUUCAGAGCAGCACAUUGAACAUGAACAUGUUUAUAAAGUUGUUUAUACAGUCACAUAUCCAAGUUUACAGCAAAAAAAGUACCGCCAGGGUGCAGUGCUGAAUGAAGUGAUUCCUGAAGUCUACGACAUGAGGAGGGAGCACUUGCAAAGUCUUAAGCAGCAGGAUGAUGGGCACCUUGGGGAUAUGCCAGAAGACACUGGCUACUUGGAGGCCCCCUUCAAAUGCCAUGAACCAGAACUUUCUCUUUUGGAAAAGGACAGUGUGGAAAAGGCUCCCAAACCCUUCUGUGUUGGAAAUAAGUUUUAUGUGCCCCUGGAAAGACUCUUUGCUUUGCCCAAAGUGAAACGCUUGUGUGUAAACGUAGAGAUGCUAAGAACUCUGAUUGCCGAUCGGGUGACUCUGAACAGUGACGGCUCUGCCGUGAUGGUGGACAUGCAUGACGAGGAUGAUUACUAAGCAUUCUUGUCUCCUGAAAUUCAGGGUCUUAGCAGGAGUUGGACUCAUUUAGGUUUUAAACUUUUUUUGUGUAGUCAUAAUUCAUGUGACUUUUUUUUUUCUCUAAGUGUGAAGUUAUGACAGAAAAGACCAUGUUCCAGGCCAGUGGCUUGACGUAAAGCCAGACUGUUUGCUAUAAACCUAAGAAAGCUAUUAGAGUUUAACACCAGAAGUGGUGUACCUUCCUUUGAAAUUGCAAUUUUUCUUCCAGGUUUUCUCAAGAAUGAAGAAAUAUUAGAUGUGGUAGUAUUUCACACACUGUUAGUUUAGAACUUACUUAACCCUAUAUUUAAAAUAUUCUUUAUUUGGGGGUAGGUAGUUAAUAGUGUGUUUGUUAUUAAAGUUUUUGUGUUAGA
Molecule: messenger RNA, 2314 nt
Organism: Choloepus didactylus (southern two-toed sloth)
Lineage: Eukaryota; Metazoa; Chordata; Mammalia; Pilosa; Megalonychidae
Gene: HENMT1
Product: HEN methyltransferase 1
Exons: 8
Coding region: 741-1919 (392 amino acids)
Biological process (GO): siRNA processing; piRNA processing; RNA methylation
Cellular component (GO): nucleus; cytoplasm
Molecular function (GO): RNA methyltransferase activity; O-methyltransferase activity
Source: RefSeq, a predicted model, not a curated record